AUGGCGGACGAAGGAGCAAUUCCUUUGGUGGAUUUUAGUGUCAUGGGUUUAAAUUGCGCAAACCCGCCUUCGCAAGACGAUGAAUCGGUCAAACUAUUAGCCGAAAAGAUCCAUACAGCUUUUAGUACGAUUGGGUUCGUGUAUUUAUCAAAUCACGGGAUAUCUGAUGAGGAGGCAAGUUUGUUAUAAAGGUUUUACGAAGGGGUACAUGGGGGUAUUACUUACAAAAAUGGACUGUUCUUCAUGAAAUCAAAGUCACGUACUUUAUUAUUUUGUUAUUUUCAAAUCACUAUGCCAAAAAAGAGAGAAAUCGCUUUUACGAUUUUCGGAGAUACUGUUCAUACCAAAAAUUACAAAAAUAGCUAACACUGAUGAGCGGGCCAUUAUAGCCCAAAGAGGGAAAACCAGUUAACUUUUUCGUUGUUUGACUGAUUUGCUUUCUCUUUUAACGUCAUCCAUUAGAUUUAAAGGGUUCUUACACCAAGGGUAACCCAUGAUUCUUCCCUGAGUGUCGUUGAUUCAGGCCAGGGGUGGGGGGGGGCGGUGUUAUUCCUCAACCAAUAUUUGGGUUUAGGUGAGCCACUGACCCUGUUUAGGACAAAAAAUACCUAAAGUAAAAUACAUACGCUGUUUAGGACAACACCGUCAAUUCAUUACCCUGCUUAACACAAAGGAGAAAGUGCAAGCCAUCUUGUUUUAAAGCAAUUGAGCAAUUUCAUGUUAAAGGCUUUUGUAUACUAACUUGGAGUACAAACAAAAUUCAUCUAGCAAAUCAAAUCAAUCAUGCAGGCGAUACCCUGUUUUACAGACUUACACAAAAUUACAUACCCUGUUUAGGACCGACCCACACAAAAUUAUAUACCCUGUUUAGGACAGAAAGGUAAAAAACGUUACCCUAUCCUGCUGCACAUCCCUGUAUAGGCCAUAUGAGGGAGUACCCCCCAUCCCACCCCACCCCACUGGGAUCCAGAAAGCUUUUAGUGAUUGCUGCAUAUCUUAAUCUUUUUUAUUAACUUGCUUACUGAAAUAUAUUUUUUUCUACUGAUCAUGUUUUUGGCAGAUUUCAGAGGUUCGUAAGGCUGGUGAUGGAUUUUUUAAUCUUCCCGUUGGUGUCAAAAAAAGCUAUUCCCGUCCUUCUGAUGGAAGGAACUUUGGAUGGGUUUCACUAGAAAGAGAAAGGUAUGGCUUGCAGUCCAAAAUGUUUUAGUGUGUACAGGACAUUCCAUUUUUAUUUGCAUCCCCCAAAGACACGUGGAAUCUGAAUCUUCAAAUUUUUGCAGCACUCCUUUGGAAAAUGAAAUCUGAAGGUUUUUAUUUUUUUGUCAGCACCUUUGAAAAAUUUGUCAGAAGGGUCCAAACUUUGUUGCUUCUUUGAAGAUAAAAUUUGAACCCCCCCCCUAUUAAAAAACCUGCCGUCCUUAGAGGGGGUCCUUCAGCACACCCCCCUCGCUACUGGACACACCCUAAUUUUAUUAUUGCGAGUAUUUUAAUGAAAAUUUUUAUUUGUCUACUACUCAUAAAGAUUCCGGUUUCUACAGCUUGAAUCCUUCACGGCCAGGAGAUUUAAAAGAAGCUUUUAAUGUUUGUGAGCUAGACGAGGAAUCACAGGUUUGUUGUAAAAUCAGUUAGGAGAAUUUCAUGAAAGAUUAAAGCAUUUUCCCUUUGAUGAUCAUUCAGUCCACUUUCAUAACCUUUUCCUGUGAUGAUGAAUGGAUAUUGUUAGGAGGAAACAGAGAUUCCAACCCUGUCAACUGAAAAAAAGGGAGGUUUAUGGAGUGGCAUAGCUGCACCCACAAGCGCCAAACGCAUGAGCCACUAGGUGGGUCCAGGGGCAUGCUCCCCUGGGAAAAACUUUUAAGACAUGUGCCUCUAAGAUGCCAUUUCCUGCAUUUUGAGAUCAAAGUCAAUGGAAAAUAGUGGAGAUUUUAACUGGCAGUGGAAGCUAAGGCCUAUUGGUCCCUAUCAGGUCAGUGUAUUACUGUGCCCCAAAUUAUCGCAGGCUCAUGUUCGGAUGCCAAAAGGGUAAAAAUGGUUGAGAAAACACAGAAAAACGGCAAAGAAUCGUGCUAAAAAAGACUGGUUAAACAAAGAAAACAUUAUCUUUCUUUGGCUAGGAAGAGUUUCAAAUACCAGGAGAAUAUUAAGCGAAAACGGGAGGCCAGAAAUAUUCACCGAAAAUGGGAGGUUUCUGGCCAAAAAGGGAGGAUUGGAAUCGCUGAGAAAACUGAAGUUAGUUGCUGGACUAAUGGAAGCGGGACUGUAGCUAGAGUGAGGUGAAAUGAGUGUUGAAUUUCUUGAAAAAUAUUUUGUGCUUGUUAUCUUUUUUUCUGACAUUAUCUCAGCAAAUAUUUUCAUUAGGCUACAGUUCUGCAUGUAGAAUGCAUUGCUUGCAAAUCGCUGCUUAUCCCUGUAAAGAAUGUACAAUAUACAUGCAAAUGUAAAGAGGACUGAUAUCAAUAAUUUUCGGAUCUUUUAUGUCUCUUUUCUUGUAGAGGUGGCCAGACAAAGAAGCCCCAGAAUUUAAACCUGUAGUCAUUUCUUUUUUCAAGAAGUGUACUGAUCUGGCACUGAGAAUUAUUGAUGUUGUUAGCAUAGGUCUCAAGCUUAAGGUUGGUAAAUGAUACUUGAAUAAUAUAUAGAUUUAGCCAGAGCUAAAAGCAAAACUCCCAUUUAUGCAUUUAUAAUUUACUUCAAACAAUGAACUUGGAACUAUUUCAAAGGAAUCCAGAAAUCUAUACUGGACUUUAGGGGAGGACCAUCUGACUUUUGAGGACUCGCUGAACACAUGAAUUUGAGCCCGGGAUCAGUUAAAAGCUAAUAACUGGUCAGUGGAGUACAUGAAAAAAAUCAUGUGACACAGAUGAGUUGACACUUGAGCCCACAAUACGCUCUUCUCACAUAUGGUAAUAUGCCCGUCUAACCUCGUUUACGGGUAAAAAUUCUUUUGAAAUUCAAAUACGAAAACGUCGUCUGAUUAGCAUUUCAAAGGACUUUUUACUCAAAAACGAGGUUAGACGGGCAUAUUACCAUACGUGAGAAGAGCGUAUACGGUCAUGUCAUUCUGCUCAGCAGAUACCCUGUUUUGACAGCUGUCAAUUGACUAGAAAAUGGAUGUCUAUUAUCAAGUUUAGGUUACAGGCUCCCAUACUAGCUAGAAUGACAUUUCACAUUGGUUUCCCUUUGGUGUGGACGGAUGGAAGGGCGGAUGGGAGUACCAUCACGUGACUACCAAAAUUUCUCGGAUGCAUACAUGCAGACAAGAGAAAAGGGAAAAAGUACACACAAGCAUUGUUAGAUGUUGUGUGACCUCAAAGUAACCAAUGAGAAUGCGCACUGUAAGGAAAAAAAUUUCCAGCUAUAUAACAAUAACCAUAUAUUGAUGCAUGACACAUAAAAAAUAACUGUAUAAAUAUUUACAGGACCCCAAAUGGCUCAGUCGCGUCCAUGGUGGCAUUGGCACCGCAGAGAAUGCAACUGCAUUGCGACUGUUAUACUACCCACCCCUCCCUGAAGACUCUGAUAUAAAACCUGGUCAGGUACGGUGUGGGGAGCAUAGUGAUUAUGGCUCAAUUACUCUCUUGUUUCAAGAUGAUGUUGGUGGCUUAGAGGUGAGAGAUAUUUUAAGACUAAAGUUUAAUCUUAAAUUGCAACCACUAAAGAUUGUUUUGAUCUAUUUUUUGGAAGGAGUGUAAAAUCUAAAAAUGUAAAUGCCUUGUUUAUAGCGGAAGUGCCUGAGGUCACACCUAUACUAAUGCGUUUUCAUUUGAAAAUGCAUACCUUUUGAUGUGUUCAGUCCUUCUGUCCACACUACUCUGAGCGUUUUCAUUGAAAACUCAUAGAUUUGAAAACGCUCUUGAAAGUGGCUCAAAAUGAACAAUUCAUGCAUAUCAUAUAAGACAAAGUGUGAAUGGUCGAAAACGGUCGAAAAUGCAUCAAAAUGAAAACGAUGACCAAAAACAUCACAGGUGCAUGAGUUUGUAGCAUGUGUGUAGAGUUGAACUUAUGUCACAUGGGGUAUCAAUAAUUUCUGGAUUGACAUACCAGUACUCCACAUUACACAGGUUCUGCCAGUGAAUGGAGAAUAUACUGCCGCCAAGCCUGUCGCAGGAACUGUGUUGGUAAACAUCGGAGAUCUCAUGCAACAAUGGACUGCUGAUAAACUAAGAUCAACAGUAAGUUGAGUAGGCGACGUCCGAGUUCCGAAAACCCUCACUUCUAAAACGAGGCGAAGUGCACAACCUUUCUUGUGGAACUGAGUUCUAUUUGCAUGAGAAUGAAAAACAUUUUCAUAUCAUUGGUUGAGCACUUAACCUCGUUUUGAUACAGAGGCCCAGGGGAACUCGGAAAUGGCCUAUUAAGGCCUAUUCCCCAUUAACAAGGCUCUCUUUAGCGGGGGUGGGAGCGUUCGUCCUUAGCCUUACAGUUUGCGUUUUGAGGGGUAGGCCAUGUCCUUGUUGGUAUUCACAAUCAAGGCAGGUGAAGCGUAUCCCCCAAGAUUCUAUCAAUGAAUUGAUUAUUUGAAAACUGAAUCCGUCAGUCGUUCCCGUAAAAAAGUGUCAAAAUCAAAUUGGCAUUCCUGCACACGAAAUGAGCAGUGAAUAUUUUACGAGAACUUGAACUGGUCUCGCAUGGCGAUGGCGGUGAAAACCACAGGCAGCCCAAACUCUACGGUCGUUUGAAUGUGAAUGUUAUAAGAGAACUUUUAGGAAUAAACGACAUACGUCCUAAUCUCAGUCUUUCGCAAAGAUUCAAAAACAAAUGACUUACCUUGUCCUUGUGUUUUUUCUGUUCGGUUCUCGAGCCAUUUCAAAGUCGUUCGCGGCCAGUUUUCAGCGUUUUAGAUUUCAAUGUGGACUAGCCUGUAUUCCUUUGUAUGGUAAGAACUCGAAAUAUAUCUUUUGCCCCGCUCAAUUUGUCAAUUGUAGACAAAUUGUUCAGCAGUUGAAUUCUUCAGCACUCUGUCCAAGUCCAAAAACGGAAAAUUCGUCGUCGGUUGUUCACUUCGUCCAACGUCGCAAUGGGAGGUUUCUCGUCGUGGUCAAGUAGUUCACGUCAGCGAAAUUUGCCAAAAAGCGUGAAUCACUACUCACGCUUUUUGGCAACAACAGCUCUGCACGUGCAGAGCUGUUGUUGUUGUUGUUGUUGUCAGUUGUACCAAAAAGUCUGAAGCACGUGCGGAGCUGUUGUUUUGUUUAUAAAACCAAUGUUUUUUGACUUUCUGGUUUUGCUUUGGGUUGAGCUAACCUCCGAAUUUGAAAUUUUGUUCUUAAAAUUUGAGGCUGGCGUUCAGCAUUGACACAAAUGACCGCGAAAACCUGAAGCUGCUAAGAUAGGAGAUGAAAACUUGAAGGAAUGGAGCACUAAUUUCCGUUUAGAACAUUCUAACGGGGAAGUGAGGACUACCUUUUCAGAUGUCCUGUUUCCUACAAAAAAAUUUUCACUAGAACGACCCGAAAAGUUACAGAAUUCCGUUUCUUUUUUGUUUAUGGUAAAUAACCGUUCUCUCUCUCCUUCGCCUCAUCUUUGUCAUCAGGACCGGUAGUGGCCCUUAAACUCAGAAAUUCCAAUUAGACUACGAGCAGUCUCUUUUUUUCUUAGUCCGUCGAGCGAAACGCGCGAGACACGAAAAUGGUCACGUGUGUGAUGGAAGGCGCGAGACGGGAGAGAACCGAAAAAUGUCUACCGCCCUGUCUACCGCCCUCCUUUCUCAGCUGCUUUGCCACUCGACCCUCGCGCGCGCGCACUACUCUUACUAAAUCUGUAGAAAAAGCGACUGCUCGCAGUCUAGUGGAGAUUUGUUUUAUAUUCAGUUGUUUAAUAACUUUAUUUUCUUUUCCAGAAACAUAGAGUACUCAUUCCAGAAGAGGAGCUAAAAAGAAAAAUAUUGCGUAGAUCACUAGCGUUUUUUGUUCAUCCUAACAAUGAUGUUAUGAUUGAAUGUCUCGAUGGGUCAAAUAAAUACCCUCCCAUAACAGGUAUGGGAUAUCUUCAACAACGAUUUGCCGCAACAUACUAA
Porites evermanni is the source of this 6016-nucleotide messenger RNA. The record is from the annotation of a GenBank genome assembly. NCBI's taxonomy places the organism in Eukaryota, Metazoa, Cnidaria, Anthozoa, Scleractinia, Poritidae.